AAGAAACAACAAAAAGAGUUUGAAUUGCUAUACGCAGUGCUUACGGUGAAAAAAAAAAACAUAUUUGAAAAGUUAUAUAAUGUGUAAAAAAAGUAACCAAACUGUCUUCAUUGAAAGUUUUUCUGCCACAGGAUCGAUCCCCCCCACCCCACCCCAGGCGACGGGACUAGUUGGACUGCAUUCAUAACCUUUCCCAAGUCCGUUGACCCCUAACUAACUAUAAUGAUGGUCAUAAGCAGAACACAUAAGUAAUCCCAUCAGUGUCCCGUUAACGCACCUGUAUCAGGCGCCAUGGUCAAGUCUACGGGGGUUAAAGAAGCGUGUCUGUGUAAAGCCUGUCUGUCGUCUCUCUGAGUCGCCGGAGUCCAACACUCCGGGAUUACAGGGCGCUAGUUCUGGAUUGUACACCGGGAGACCACACUGCGACGCAGUGGUGCCACAACAGCACGUGGACAUUUGUUAUAUUUCCGUCAGUUUGCGAAAGAUCUUCAAAGAUUGUGAAGGAAAGUGCGGAAAUCUCCGAUGCCUGGAACAGCAAUCAUGUAUUCGCGCAAGAGAAAUAACAGCGUCAACACGGAGAGGAGCAAGAGGAACAUAAAAGGCAAAACAUGGACGCACUUGAAGAGCACUCCGCCUCAGGGGGGGGUCGUCACCCUGUUGUCCGCAAAGGUGGGGAAAACGCUGGAGACCCAGGAGAACACGACGGAGGAGCAGGAGGCGAUGCGGCGCACGGCUUUUGGGAAGGCCUUCUACGACAUGAGCCAUUCAGAGAGAGUGAUGGACGAUCUGACAUUUGGACGGCGGGUGGGGCUCUACGAGCUGAGAGGGCAGAUUGGUUGUGGCAACUUCUCCCAGGUUAGAUUGGGGAUACACGACCUGACUAAAGAGAGAGUGGCGGUCAAAAUCCUGGACAAGGUGCGUCUGGACAAACGCUCACAGGCGCUCUUUGCCUCUGAGAUCUCGUGCAUGGAGAAGCUGGCUCAUCCCAACGUCGUGCGGCUGUUCGAGGUGGUGGAGACCUUCAAGCGGCUCCACCUGGUGAUGGAGUACGCCAGCGGAGGAGAGCUGUUCUCCCAUAUCAGCACUAGGGGGCGCCUGUCGAACCUGGAGAGCAAGCUGGUGUUUUCACAGGUGCUGUCUGCAGUCAAACAUAUGCACGAUAAUGAUAUUGUCCACAGGGACCUGAAGGCCGAGAACGUCUUCUACACCAACUCUUACUGCAUUAAAGUGGGCGACUUUGGCUUCGGCACGUUAUGCGGCCCCGGCGAUGUCCUUCACACGUUCUGCGGCUCGCCGCCGUACGCGGCCCCCGAGCUGUUCAGAGAGAAAGGUUAUAACGGUCAACAUGCAGACGUGUGGGCGCUGGGUGUCUUGCUUUACUUCAUGAUGACUGCCACCAUGCCAUUCAGAGCUACCAACACGGGCAGGCUUAGAUGUUGUAUCCUGCAGGGCUCUUACUCCAUCCCCUCCUACGUACCUGUAUCAUGCCAGGUGGUCAUCAAGGGCCUCCUGAGGCCGGUGCCUGUGGACCGCCUCACUAUGGCACAGAUCAUGUGCAGUGACUGGAUGAGAGGCGUCGAGUACCCCCAGGCUUAUCCUUCUUUUAGCCCCACACCCUCCCAUCUGGUCGAGCCCACCUGCCACCUCAGCUCAGAGGAACUGAGUGUGAAGGCGGCGCUGGAGGAUCUUGGCAUCACCAGGGCCCAUCUACUCAACCACAGCUUGGACCUACGAAGUCCUGUCACUGGGACUUACCGGAUUGUGCUGCAUCGCAUUCAAAAGAGGAGAUGUGUGGCGGCCGUGGGCUACAGCCAGUCAUCCGCCAAAGAGUCCCAGGGCAGACUCAGAUGGAGGGCGGGCUCGGACGGACUGUUGAACAAGCGCCACUCUGUUGUCUGCAUCAUCAUGUAGUUUCUCUCUAAAGAAUCGUUCAACAUUUUGGAGCAUGUGCUUAUUGACCUACUUCCAAAGAGUU
This is a messenger RNA of Scophthalmus maximus (turbot), 1975 nucleotides long. RefSeq names its product serine/threonine-protein kinase NIM1. Gene Ontology annotation, biological process: microtubule cytoskeleton organization; intracellular signal transduction; protein phosphorylation. The transcript is spliced from 4 exons. Gene Ontology annotation, cellular component: cytoplasm. NCBI's taxonomy places the organism in Eukaryota, Metazoa, Chordata, Actinopteri, Pleuronectiformes, Scophthalmidae. The coding region runs from base 523 to 1911 and encodes 462 amino acids. Gene Ontology annotation, molecular function: protein serine/threonine kinase activity; ATP binding; tau-protein kinase activity. The record is from RefSeq and is a predicted model, not a curated record.